AUGCCUCAGACCGUGGUCUUGCAGCUCCCACCACAACAGAGCUUCGCCGCGCCGCAGUUGAUUCAGCUGCUCCAGGCACCCGCACCCCAGCAGCCGCUGCUGCAACCGUUUCAGGUGCAACCGCCGGUGCUGGCUGUGCAGCAGCAGCCCCUGCUCACUCCGCUGCCGCACGCCUCUCCGCCGCCACCUGUGGAUGUCGCAAGCGCCAGAAGCGAUCUGGUAAGCGCGGCGUCAGUCGGGGAAGAGGGCCAGGCCCCGCCACCUCCAGCAGAAGCAUCGAAGGAGGAGCCCAAGCGGUGUCACCUCCACACAAAGCCGAACCGUUGGUGCAAAGCAUGCCAGCGAUCGGCCUCAACAUCUGGGCCACCGAGGACGGACACCAAAGCAGCUGGUGCACAAGUCGCCCCUGAGUCGGGUGUCAAGGAGUUGGAGCCAUCGAGGGGCAACUUUCUGGUCAGCCCCAUGCUGAGAGAUCAGCUGCUAAAGUCCUCCUACUUCAAAGGCCUUCUGUCCAUCACAAGUGUGGACGGCCUUGCCGAGGAGAUCCAGACGAGUGGGGAUUCUUUGGAGGUCUACGAGAAGGGUACUUCAAUGGCAACGCCGUCUGCCUUCUUCUGUGCAGUGUUCAGGCUUCACAACUUGGACCACACCGAGGAGGAGCUUCAGAUGCUGUUGGACCAUCCUGACUAUGUCAUCGCUCGCUGUGUGGGCUUCCUCUUCGCUCGCUUCACGAUGAAAGCGGAUCGACUGUGGGAUGCAUUGGAGGAGUAUAUGCUCGAUGAGAUGAGUCUCGGAGCGUUCCGAGACGGCUCCAUGCCAAACACAAUCGGCGAGUACAUUGAGCAUCUCUUGCUCAAGGAGAAGUAUUGCGGAACGCCGCUCCCCCGUCUUCCUGUGACGGCCCGUCGGCGGUUGGAGGAGCACAUCGCCCCCCUUGCACAGCAUCGGAAGCGUGCUGCAGCGAACCGUCGAGAGCUUGAGAUCUUUCGAAAGCCGGGAACUACCGUGGAGAUCGCUGAGGACGGGGAGUGGCUAACCGGCAGCGUGCUGGAGCUGAACGACAGCGUCCCCUCGCGUCUGAAAGUGACGGUACAGCUGCAGGAAGGCAACAUCACCACAGUGCACCUGGGGAAGGCGAUAUUGAAAGAAGAAGGUUCCGAAGAUCAGCGAACUCGCCGGCGAGGCGGGUCGCCGGACUGGUCCAGGUGCAAGGGCAAAUCGGAGUCUGUCCUUCUGCAAGAGCUGCGCGGUCACGCCAAGGAGGAAGCUGUCUGUGGUAGCGGCAAAGACUACGCCAAGCGCCCCCAGGCGUUUGAGGUGGGCUUGGCGAAACGACGGGAGCAGGGCUCCGCCGAAAGCCAGAUGCAGCAGGAGGAUACCACCCAUGCCCGGCAAAAGCGUCGAAGUGACAAGGAUGCUGAAGCAGAUCGAGAAUCGAAGAUGCUGCGCCGGAGCACAGACGAAGAGAAGGAGCGACAGCGCUACUCCAAGCAAAUCUUCGAGAAGUAUGGCCAAGUCCGGUCGCGUCCCAGCACUGGGACGGCGCAGGACGAUGAUGUGGAUCGAAUUCAGCUGGGCUAG
Messenger RNA from Symbiodinium sp. CCMP2592, 1581 nucleotides. The record is from the annotation of a GenBank genome assembly. Lineage: Eukaryota; Dinophyceae; Suessiales; Symbiodiniaceae.